ACAAAUAAAUAAAUAAAUAAAUUACUUAUGAAAUUUAGCUUAACUAAAAUACUUACAGCAUCUGUUUUAUUAGCAUUUGCAACUUUAACAAUCGCAGCUCCUCUUCAAGAUGUUUCAGUUACUUCGGUCGAUCUGACUGAAACUGUUUAUAACUCAAAAGGUGAUGAACAUCUUUAUGUUACAGUGACAAGAAUAGAUGAUCUUAUUGAUGAUGAUGGAUCUCUUUUGGCUGAAAGAGUCAUGGCUGUCAAAGUUACCUUUGACGUUGUUGAAAACCAAUUAAUGUGUAACGGCAAACCAGUGGAUAUCGGGGUAUCAAGUAUUCAAGUUGAGGCUCAAAUGGUAUCGAAUCCAGAAAAAUUGAUCAUUUCAUCUGAUGAAGAUGCUGCAUUGUUAGCUGAUAGUUUUGACUUGGGCCUUGUUACUGUCGAAGUAACGGCUACAGUCUUGGAUGAAUUGAAGACGGAUGAUGGUAUGAUUUUCCGUAGAAUAAAUGUGAAGGAGUUAAUUACGGAGGUCAAUGGUUUAAAGGUAGUUCAAACAGAGGCAGGUCAACAAAUUCUUGAUAUCUUUGAUAAUGGUUCAUUCAUGAAAUGGUUUGUUGAUCCUUUGACUGGUUUUAUGUUGCCUGGUCCUGCUCUUACAGAAGAAGAUGAUGAAAAUACAAAGAAUAAUGUAUUAAGUAUCUUGGAUUGUCCUGGUUGUGAAGAGUUAGACUUACAGGAUUGGUGGAAUAAUGAGGCUUCAACAAUCGCUCAAUGUUUAAUGGGUGCUUUAUUUAUCACUCUCCUUUUAAGUCUUAUUUUAGGUAUUCGUUAUUUGUUGAAACCUUUCCACUCUUACGCUGUUCUUGUUGAAGAAGAAGAACAAGAAGACGUCAUGUGGGAUACAAUUAAAAAGCAACAACAACAACCUCCUGCAUAUGUUGAACAUGAAGAGAAACAGCCUUUAACUACUACUGUUGAUACAACAAAUGAAGAUACCAAAUAAAUUGUUUGAUUGAUUGAUUUUUUUUUUUACUACUGUUUUGGAAUAAAAUUUCUAAUUAUAUUUUUAUUAUUAUAACAAAAA
Molecule: messenger RNA, 1071 nt
Organism: Cokeromyces recurvatus
Lineage: Eukaryota; Fungi; Mucoromycota; Mucoromycetes; Mucorales; Mucoraceae
Exons: 4
Coding region: 28-990 (320 amino acids)
Source: RefSeq, a predicted model, not a curated record